Molecule: messenger RNA, 939 nt
Organism: Hyaloperonospora brassicae
Lineage: Eukaryota; Oomycota; Peronosporomycetes; Peronosporales; Peronosporaceae
Source: the annotation of a GenBank genome assembly
AUGCUCGGCUUCCAGUACGUCGUCGCCAAGUCGCGCGAGCUCUCGUCGGCGCUCGACCGCGAGCUCUCCGCCGUCAGCAGCCGCGCCGUUCCCUUCCGCAGCGUCCCCAGCAGCGCCUCUGUCGAAACAGCGGCGUCGAACGGCGCAGGGGCGGCGACAGACGCUCCCGCAGCGUCCCCUGUGCUCGACCGUCAAGAAGGCCACGCGUUUCUGGCGGUGCACCACCAGCGACACGCACAGGCCGUGCGGAACCACCAGCAGCUGCUAAAACAGGGGCACGCACUCGACGCGGCCUUGAGCGCUGCUCGCCUGAAGCUCGAGACUGAAGCACAGAGUGAACAGUACGUGACGCAGCACUUUCAUCUCGUGUCGAACGUGCGGCAGCAGCUCGCGCAAGUCCGGACGCUGGUGCUCCACGUGGUCGAAGAGGCCGACCACGUCGAGGGUUUGCUCCUGGAGCGCUGUGAAGAGCGCGCAGCGCUGCAGAACGCAGAGGUUGCAGCGACGCAGCAGCAGGAGCUCGAGCGCUUUGAGCUGAGCAUUGCCGAAGAGUCCGAAGGUCGUCGACGGGAGUUGCGCGAGAAGAGGCGCGAGAAGUUGGCGAGUGCGUUUGCGAGCGAUCUCAGGAGGUAUCAGACGCUCGGGGAUCGCCUCGAAGAUGCCGGCGGUACGAAAGGAAGGAUGGUGGUGACAGAGGAGGACGGGGGAGUGACGCUGGACGAAGUGGAUUUGGUCGUUGCGGCCUAUGCGGCGCAGUUGGACGCGUUCUACGACUCGGGAUCGGAACGAGACGAGGAAGAAGGUGUGGACGCGAAGCCUCGGACAUCUCUGGCGUCGGAAGUGCGGGGAAAAGAAGGAGCAACGAGUGACGAGACGACCGCCGUGGUCCAAGAGGUGGCUGCGGCAGGAACAGGUGAUGCAUCGAUGGUGCGUCAGUAG